Molecule: messenger RNA, 2846 nt
Organism: Talaromyces proteolyticus
Lineage: Eukaryota; Fungi; Ascomycota; Eurotiomycetes; Eurotiales; Trichocomaceae
Product: putative GTPase activating protein
Exons: 3
Coding region: 108-2777 (889 amino acids)
Source: RefSeq, a predicted model, not a curated record
UUUCCGACGCGAUAGUUCUGACAACACCUUGGCUUGACCAAUUGGUGUGAUUUUCUCUUCUUCUUUCGUUUUGUGUUUUGUGCUGUUCUUGCUUCUUUAUCAUCGCGAUGCUCGACCAGGUAACAACCAACAUGCCGAAUCACGAGCCCUCUUCGCCUUCUGCAGAGGAGUUGAUAUCGCCGGUGACUACGGACUCCAUGGUGACCGUGCCUCUAUCCGAUCGCCAAUCUAGCUACGGAGACCUAGCCGCCAGCCUCGAUGCCCCAACAACGCCUGUCGACGAGAAAGAAGAAGGAUAUGCUUCUCAAGAAACCGAAGGAGUAAUAGACAUGACUCCCAAGAAUGAAAAUAUACUCAAGAGUGACGUGUUCACGCCGGAAGAAGACAAGAGAGACUCAGAUACGAAUUCUCAACGAAGCGCAACCCCAUCGUCUGUCGGAAGUGAUGGUGUUGACUGGGAGAAACUGGACAAAUCAGAGGAACAAGAGCCACGCACAGACGCGACAGACGAGUCCACUGCUUUGUUGCUCGCGCGUCUGGAACAAGAGAACAAUGCCCUUGCAACCGACCCAAAGUCCGGCUCAGCCAAACCCCCCGCUGCUCGUCAUUCACGUCCACCGUCCAUCCAACACCUUCAAAAACUGGUGAAUGAUCCACGGUCAUCUAUCCGCUACUCUCGAUUGCCACCUCCGCCAAUGACUGAACUCGAAUUCUGGGCUGCCUUGGUGGCCGACUAUCCCUCAACUGCUCAGAGACUACCCACAUUGACCUCGAACAAGAUUCGUUCCGGCGUGCCUGCUCCACUCCGAGGUGUGGUCUGGCCUAGCAUUGCCGGAGCUAGAGAUACUCACUUAUACGAAGAAUUUGGACGACUAUGUGGCGAGUCUAGUCCUUAUGAAGGCCUUAUCGGAAAGGAUAUUGGUCGUAGUUUCCCAAAUGUUGAAAUGUUUAGAGAUCCCAAUGGGGAAGGCCAACAGAUGUUGGCUAGAGUUUUGAAAUGCUUCAGUUUAUACGACUCCAAAAUCGGCUAUUGCCAGGGAUUGGGCUUUGUUGUUGGCCCGUUGUUAAUGCAUAUGACCGAUGCCGAGUCAUUUUGUGUGUUAAUAAGGCUCAUGGAGCAUUAUGACCUCCGCUCAUGCUUCCUCCCGGAUCUAUCGGGACUGCAUAUACGGAUUUACCAGUUCCAGAAUCUCCUCUCUCGCCACUUGCCAACCCUCUUUGCUCAUUUGGAAGCACUGAACGUUGAGCCUGUUUACGUGUCUCAGUGGUUCUUGUCAUUUUUCGCCGUCACUUGCCCAUUGCCAAUGCUUCUUCGUAUAUACGAUGUCUUGUUGCUAGAAGGUGCAUCCGAGACCCUUAUGAGAGUCGCGUUGUCCCUGAUGCAGCGGAACGAAAAGAAACUUCUAUCCUGUACUGAGUUUGAAGACGUGAUGCAACUCCUGCUGUCUCGAAGCUUGUGGGAUACAUAUGCAUGUAAUGCUGACGACCUUGUCAAUGAUUUCGUUUCGUUGACUCCUCUCGUUACCAAUGAAAACUUGCGAUCUUUGGCGGCCAGCUACGCCCAAUCUCAAGGCGUUCCAACCGGAAUUUCAUUUCCUCAGAUGCACGCAGCAGCUGCCCGAGUUCUCGGACGAAUGUGGGCAGGUGCGAGUUCCCACAAGUCUCUCACUUUGCCCCCAGCACGCCCAGAGAGUAUCUUGCGCCGCUCACCGUCUAAACAGAGUAUGGCUUCGACCCUCAACUCAAUGGAGUCUUCUGCAUCGGAAGCCAGUACUGCUCCGACCGAUGCUUCCGCAGGAGAACAGAAGCUGCGUGCUAAGUCUGCGAUAUCGCAUAAAGAUAAAGACCUACACGGGCAGAUUGAAGACCUACUGAUGGCAUUGAGUGACUUGCAGCGAGAGCAAGCGGAUCUGGCUCGAGACCUGCAACGCGAGCAGGAAGAGCGAGAAGAAGACCAGCAGAUAGCCAAGGCGAUGCUGAGUCAUCUGAAACAGGAUGACGACAAGGAAGAAAAUAAAGACGAGCUCAUCAACAAAGCAGAGGAACGGUUCGCAUCUGUUAGUAAACGAACUUCCGUUGCACAAACUAAAGAACAACUACGAGACGAGGCUGGUAGAUGGAAAGAGAAGUACGAGAUGGAAGCGGCCAGACGUGUUGACUUGGGGAGACGUCUUGAUGAGCAUGAAAGCGAGAAUUCUCGGCUCAAAGACGAGCUCAGAGAGGCGCGAUCGCGUAUCCAAGACGGACAUCGUGAGAAACAAAAGUUGGAACGCACAGUUCAUGACUUACGAACGCGCAAAGUAAAUCCUGACAGCGUUCAAAUUUCGAAUGACAGUGAUAACUGGCCUGCACCGUCCACAGGUCUGCGCGAGUUUAGACUCGGUCGAGCGGAUUCACAGAAGAUCAAACACCCCAAACGCACCAGCAGCUUGGGACUGCAGUCUAUCCUUGGAACAGCAGAUACAACUAACACCACCACCACGACGCAAUCCGCGGGCUCAGAAGAUUCACUACUGCUGGAACUGGUUCAUGCUAAAACUGCUGAAGCGGUGGCAAAACAGGAGCUGGAAGAAGUCAAGGCAAAACUAGACACUCUUCGCAAAUUGAUGAACGGCCACUCGCGAGGAAACGCCACAAUCGAUUUGAGCACAACACCAUCAUCCACAAACCUAACCAAACUGUCACCGGAUCCUGUCAAAGCAGCGCCAACGGGCGGGGGGUUCUUUGGCUGGGGAAGAAGAAGUGCAUCGACAGCAGGGUUAAGCGAGGCAAAAUAAGAGUCCCUGAUUCACAUACGAUUUUUGUGUUGGUAUAAAUACUUGACGAUUAUUUCUGCAUACAAGCUU